This is a messenger RNA of Sinocyclocheilus anshuiensis, 1975 nucleotides long. RefSeq names its product OCIA domain-containing protein 1-like. The record is from RefSeq and is a predicted model, not a curated record. NCBI's taxonomy places the organism in Eukaryota, Metazoa, Chordata, Actinopteri, Cypriniformes, Cyprinidae. Gene Ontology annotation, cellular component: endosome. Bases 6 to 824 code for a protein of 272 amino acids. The transcript has 8 exons.
UACCCAUGAACUCCUGCAGCACAGUCGAGGAAGAAGGUUCCAGUGGAUUUGACAUUCGUAAGCGUGAGUCGCGUGACUGGAGAGCGACUGUACUGCAGCCAAAGACGUCGGAUGCACAAUGUCCCAGCAGUCUCCAGCCGACCCUGAACGGCCAGGAAAUGCAGUCGUGGUGUCCCGUAGGAAUUGAUUACAUCCCCACAGAGGAGGAGAGGAGAGUGUUCAGGGAGUGUAAUCAGGAAAGCUUCUGGUACAGAUCUCUCCCUAUAUCUGCCAUCAGCAUGGCCUUCACUCAGUUCCUUAUCUCUAGAGGUGCUCUUACAGCCUCCGGUAGAUUUGGAUCUUUGCCCAAAGUUGCUUUUGCUGGUGUUUUUGGCUACCUGGGAGGGAAGAUGUCAUACAUGAAGACAUGCCAGGAGAAAUUUAAGAGCUUGGAGAAUUCGCCACUGGGGGAGGCACUGAGACAGAGACAGCACCACCAACCACCAGUGUUUACCCAUAAGCACCCGGAAAUGAGUGAUCCAAACAAAGCUGAUUUUGAGCCGGCCUUUCAACUUGAUGAUCAGAGGAAUCAGUCAUUCUCCUAUUCUAGCGAUUUCACUAACAGUGACCCCAUGUCCUCAGCAGCUCAAUAUGACACUCAAAUUACAGCAGAACCAACUUACGUUGAGGAGGAUGUACAGAAGAAACACAUGCUGUAUGAGGAGCUACGGAGUAAGAACAGGGAAAACUAUGAAAAACCAGAGACACUGUUGAAGCCUUCACCUGAGACCAUCCCAGCCAAGAGAGGGAAGAAGAAUAUAUAUGGAGACACAUGGGAGGAAUGAGAGCUGCUUCAACACUGUUUCACUGUCUAGAACCGUUGUCUGCAACUGAUGUCUUUUACAAUACAGAUGUCAAACUGUGUCUGAGAAAUGUCUGUCAUUGACUGUGUACCUAUUUAAUUUAGUUAGACAAUUUUUAUUUUUAAACUGUGUGCAGCUUAAAGGGGGAUAUUUCACCUUCAGUUGCUGCGCCCCAUUGACUUUUUAAUAGUAUGGAGAAAAACGGAAAAAAAAAAAAAACUACGCAAGUCAAUGGGGACCAACUGAAGGUGAAUUAUCCUUGUAAAACAUUAUCUAAUAAUAGCAGCAAGAUUUUUAAACUUUUUUUUUUUGUUUUUUUAUAACAUUCCUGGAAGAUUGGUGCUUAUGCACUCACUGAACUGGUCCCAAAGUUCCAUUAGCACUGCAGUCCAGUUGCUAGUAUUUUCGAGUUUUUAGCACGUCAUGAAGUUGAUAUUACUGUCUACAAAACUGUAUGAAGUUUGUCCCUGAUUGUCAUUUCAUAAUUACAAUUGCAGGAAUCAUUAGGUCAGCGGCACAUUUGUUUCAAGAAUGAGUUAUGUCACCUUUAAUACCUGAGAUUCAUAACCCCCUAAUCAGAAGUAUGAGCAAUUAUUAGCAGAUACAGUUUUGCGAAGACAGACUACACCACAAUAAUUAUGGUAAAAUAAUUUGACAUUAAACCCUUUGAAUUUAAACAGACAUCACAAUAUACAGUAGGCAUACAACAAUCCUAAUUGAAUGGGGAAAAAAAAGAAACACAAAAAUCAAGUUGGGCAUAUUUUAUUUCUGUACACACAUUGUACAUAAAUACACUGAAAUUAUUUUUUGAAAAAUAAAAACGAUGUCCCUGGGAUUUGGGAUGACAUCAGACGAGAGAUAAAGAAUUUUAAUUUCAGUAAUAAUAUCGGUAAUCACACACACACAUACACACUUCAUAAAUUGCAAGUUUUGAGGUCUAAUAGGACCAAUUGUCUUAAGAGUAUUGGGAUGUAACCGUUUUAUUAACCUACAGUUGGAUACAUUUACACAAAUAUAGUCCACUAAGAGAAAAUGCCUGCAUAGAACACCUGACCCAGGAUUGAAUCGAUGAAAAAACAAAAAAAAAUAUUAAAGGGGUCCUAUUAUGCUCUUUUACAAAGUCUUGAUUUUGU